Molecule: messenger RNA, 737 nt
Organism: Dendronephthya gigantea
Lineage: Eukaryota; Metazoa; Cnidaria; Anthozoa; Malacalcyonacea; Nephtheidae
Product: pre-mRNA-splicing factor 18-like
Exons: 8
Biological process (GO): generation of catalytic spliceosome for second transesterification step; RNA splicing
Cellular component (GO): U4/U6 x U5 tri-snRNP complex; U2-type post-spliceosomal complex; U5 snRNP
Source: RefSeq, a predicted model, not a curated record
UGUUUGACUGUUUUUUACUGACUAUUUCAACUUCGACCCCAGUCUCAAUACCAUAACCGGAAUUCAAAAUGGCCGCUUACUCAGAGGUUUUUCAUAAACAGUGCUAUAAACCAUAAACAAAGCUUGAUGUAGUUAUAAUGGAUUUUCUACAAGCUGAAAUCGAGAGAAAAGCAAAGCAGUUGAAACAGAAUGAAGUUACUGCUGAGAAAAAAUAUUUCCGUCGAGGGGAUUUGGAAAAGCAGAAAGCAGAUGAGUACAAGAGAAAGCAAGAGGCGAAAGUUUCUGCCAAGCUAGGAAAACAUGGACUUGAUGCAGAGGAAGAGAAAUCUUCAGAUAUUUUUGCGAAGAAAAGGAAAAACAGCGAAGACGAGGCCGCUGCAUUGAAUCUGCUUCCAAAAGAUGAGGUUGUUCGUCGCCUUAGGGAAAGGGGUGAGCCCAUCCGACUGUUUGGUGAGUCGGAUCAAGAGGCAGCAAAGAGAUUGAAAUUGCUAGAGAUGUUGGCGCCUGACAUCAAUAAAGGUUUAAGAAAUGAUUUCCGUGAAGCCAUGGAGCAAGUCGAUCAAGACUAUCUGGAUGAUAUGUUGAAGCAACAGCAGAAUACCAGCACUUCAGACGCUGAUCAAGAGAACAUCAUCAAAGUGAAAAAUGACGGAACAACAUUUGAAAAUAUUCAGGUAAAUUCAUGCUUAAAAUCUGCACGAGACCAACCGAUGUCCGCUCUAAUAUUCCCAUGUCAG